Messenger RNA from Chaetomium fimeti, 1170 nucleotides. Its product is annotated as P-loop containing nucleoside triphosphate hydrolase protein. Gene Ontology annotation, biological process: proteasome-mediated ubiquitin-dependent protein catabolic process. Bases 1 to 1170 code for a protein of 389 amino acids. The transcript is spliced from 2 exons. NCBI's taxonomy places the organism in Eukaryota, Fungi, Ascomycota, Sordariomycetes, Sordariales, Chaetomiaceae. The record is from RefSeq and is a predicted model, not a curated record. Gene Ontology annotation, cellular component: proteasome regulatory particle, base subcomplex. Gene Ontology annotation, molecular function: ATP hydrolysis activity; ATP binding; proteasome-activating activity.
AUGGCGCUCGACAACUACUACCACAACAAGAUUGAGGCGAUGCAACUCGAGAUCCUCAAAGGUCAAGCUGUUCUCCGUCGCCUCGAAGCUCAGCGUAAUGACUACAACUCGCGGGUACGCCUGCUCAGAGAAGAGUUGGGCCUGCUGCAACAGCCAGGCUCGUACGUUGGCGAAGUGGUCAAGGUGAUGGGCACCAAAAAGGUCUUGGUCAAGGUACAUCCCGAGGGGAAAUACGUUGUCGAUGUCGCCGACUCGGUCGAUGUCUCGAAGCUCACAGUCGGCAAACGGGUGACCUUGUUAUCUGACUCGUACAAGCUCGAGAAGAUCCUGCCCUCGUCAGUCGACCCGCUCGUCUCCCUCAUGAUGGUCGAGAAGGUGCCCGAUAGCACGUACGACAUGAUCGGCGGCCUGGAUCAGCAGAUCAAGGAAAUCAAGGAAGUCAUCGAGCUCGGUCUCAAGCACCCGGAGUUGUUCGAGUCGCUCGGAAUUGCGCAGCCCAAAGGCGUGCUGCUCUACGGCCCUCCCGGGACCGGAAAGACCUUGCUGGCCCGCGCUGUGGCUCACCACACCGACUGCAAAUUCAUCCGUGUUUCGGGUUCCGAGCUGGUGCAGAAGUACAUUGGCGAGGGCAGCCGCAUGGUGCGCGAGUUGUUUGUCAUGGCGCGGGAACACGCGCCAAGUAUCAUCUUCAUGGACGAGAUCGAUUCCAUCGGGUCGUCCCGCGUCGAAGGCUCGUCAGGUGGCGACUCCGAAGUCCAGCGCACCAUGUUGGAGCUGCUCAACCAGCUCGACGGCUUCGAGCCGACCAAAAACAUCAAGGUCAUCAUGGCGACAAACCGGCUGGACAUCCUCGACCCGGCUCUCCUGCGGCCUGGCCGCAUUGACCGCAAGAUCGAGUUCCCGCCACCGAGCGUCGAAGCCCGCGCCGACAUUCUACGCAUCCACAGUCGCAAGAUGAACCUGACGCGCGGCAUCAACCUGACCAAGAUUGCCGAGAAGAUGAACGGCUGCUCCGGUGCCGAGCUCAAGGGAGUGUGCACCGAGGCCGGCAUGUAUGCCCUGCGGGAGAGGCGCGUGCAUGUGACACAGGAGGACUUUGAGCUGGCCACCGCCAAGAUCUUGAACAAGCACGACGACAAGGAGGUGUCCUUGGCCAAGCUCUGGCGUUAG